Molecule: messenger RNA, 2184 nt
Organism: Arabidopsis lyrata subsp. lyrata
Lineage: Eukaryota; Viridiplantae; Streptophyta; Magnoliopsida; Brassicales; Brassicaceae
Product: CLPTM1-like membrane protein cnrB
Exons: 15
Coding region: 86-1720 (544 amino acids)
Cellular component (GO): membrane; endomembrane system
Source: RefSeq, a predicted model, not a curated record
CGUCGACUCUGCUUUACACAUCUCACACGGUAAAGUUACAUAGUUCAGCUUGAAUCGGCACUGACGAAAGCAUCUUUCUGCGAAUAUGGCGCCUCCGGCAAGUGAAACAGCUGCGGUGGUUGACGGCGGUGAUGGGCAGCAGCAACGACAAGCUGGUGGGUUUGGGCAGGCAAUUACCGGAAUCAUUAGAAUCGCCGUCUUCUGCUACUUUGCUUCUAAGUUCUUUUCUCCGAAACAAAAACCAUCGGAUCCUUCUAAGCCUUCUCAUCUUAUGUCCAAUCUCUUUCAGAGGGGAGAGCCCAUGGAUAUGUGGUUUUAUCUUUCGGAGCAUGAGAAAUUCAAUGACUUUGGCAAUGAAGGUGCGCUUAUUUGGCACGAGACAAACAUACCUUAUGCUGUGUGGAAGCCAGAGAGCACUAGGACCUUGUCAAUGACAUAUUAUCCAUCCGAGGCACUGAAGAAUAAUGGAAGUCUGUAUGCUCAUGUCUUCUUUGCUCGAUCUGGCUAUCCUAUAGAUCCUAAUGAUCCUGAAUACCAACCUCUUAACUGCUUUGGCAAGACACACCCCGUUGCAACUUACUUGCCAAAGCGAAAAGCAGAUAAGAAGAAGAGUCUGUUGGGAAAUCCCAAAGACGAUGAUGAAUCCAAUGUUGAAGUUGAGGAGGUUGAUGGUAAGGACUCGGAUCUCAAGGAUGAGGGCCCUGUGGAAUGGGUUUCCUACUGGAAACCAAAUGUCACAAUUAACCUAGUCGAUGACUUUACUCGCUAUCCACAGCAUGGUGUACCACCAAACAUUGAUCCUUACUUACUGGUGGAACCUAGUACAGUAAACUACUACCCUACAGUUUUCUUUAAUGAGUUUUGGCUGCUAAGGGACAAGUUGAUUUUAAUCAAUGAGACGGUCUCAGAGCUGCCACUUAAUCUGGAAGUAAGCCCCAUAAGCAUGACAAAGUGGCAGCUGUUUCAGCAGAUUGAUCAGUCUUUCCAGAUUCACCGUAGCUAUGGAAGCAUGCUUGAUGGUGAAUCUGACGAACUAAAGAGGGUGUUUUUGGAAGGAAAUCCCUAUCUGUUGGGCGUCACAAUGUUUGUUUCGAUGCUUCAUUCUGUAUUUGACUUCCUUGCAUUCAAAAAUGAUAUCCAGUUUUGGAACAAGAACAAAUCUAUGGAAGGACUGUCUGCGAAGUCUGUCGUACUGAACUUUAUGUGUCAGUUUAUCAUCUUCCUCUACCUGCUUGACAACGACACUUCGUGGAUGAUACUGGCUAGCUCUGGAGUUGGUGUCUGCAUCGAGUUCUGGAAAAUAGGGAAAGCCAUGCGGAUUGAGGUUGAUCGAAGUGGGAUGAUUCCAAGAUUGAGGUUCCACGACCGUGAAUCCUAUGCAAGCAACAAGACCAAGGAGUAUGACGACAUCGCCAUUAAAUUCUUAUCCUAUGUGCUCCUCCUCCUUGUUGUGGGUUUCUCCAUAUAUUCACUUGCCUAUGAACGCCACAAGAGCUGGUACUCAUGGAUCCUAUCUUCACUAACGAGCUGCGUCUACAUGUUUGGUUUCAUAAUGAUGUGUCCUCAAUUGUUCAUCAACUAUAAGCUGAAGUCAGUAGCACAUUUACCAUGGAGGCAAAUGACAUAUAAGUUCCUCAACACAAUCAUCGACGAUCUCUUUGCUUUUGUCAUCAAAAUGCCAAUGCUGCAUCGCCUUUCUGUCUUCCGAGAUGGAGGUUGAUGGUAAGGACUCGGAUCUCAAGGAUGAGGGCCCUGUGGAAUGGGUAUCCUACUGGAAACCAAAUGUCACAAUUAACCUAGUCGACGACUUUACUCGCUAUCCACAGCAUGGUGUACCACCAAACAUUGAUCCUUACUUACUGGUGGAACCUAGUACAGUAAACUACUACCCUACAGUUUUCUUCAAUGAGUUUUGGCUGCUAAGGGACAAGUUGAUUUUAAUCAAUGAGACGGUCUCAGAGCUGCCACUUAAUCUGGAAGUAAGCCCCAUAAGCAUGAAAAAGUGGCAGCUGUUUCAGCAGAUUGAUCAGUCUUUCCAGAUUCACCGUAGCUAUGGAAGCAUGCUUGAUGGUGAAUCUGACGAACUAAAGAGGGUGUUUUUGGAAGGAAAUCCCUAUCUGUUGGGCGUCACAAUGUUUGUUUCGAUGCUUCAUUCUGUAUUUGACUUCCUUGCAUUCAAAAAUG